Molecule: messenger RNA, 1481 nt
Organism: Actinia tenebrosa (Australian red waratah sea anemone)
Lineage: Eukaryota; Metazoa; Cnidaria; Anthozoa; Actiniaria; Actiniidae
Product: protein SPMIP1-like
Source: RefSeq, a predicted model, not a curated record
UAGAUGUCACACAUUCCAGUAGAGAAACGAACACAAGAGUAAACAUUUCAGCUGUAAAUCUUAGUAUUUUUAGUCCCAAACGCAAACAAAAUACCUCAGAAUGGUACGAGAAUUAAACAUGGAUACCCAGAGACAGAAUUUCUGGAAGGAAUCCGUCGAGAAAGAAGCCAUGGUUAGACUAAUGUGGCACACGCGGUAUUCGAAAGAAUUCUCGCGUUCGACUUUUGUUCCAAAGCCCAGAAAAGAAGGAAUGGUUAUCAAAUCUGCUGAAGGGAUCAAGCUUCCAGCUCUAAACAAUGACGAGCAGAAAACAUCUAAGACAGAUAUCCAAGAAGCAUCAAAGAAACAGUUUGGCGAAACCGCGAAAGAGAAUCCAGACGCACUUCUGGUCGAGAUGAGACCCGUGUCUAAAAACACAAAGAGCGUCUUGUACAAAGGGUUCAGUGCCCUUGGAGAAGGUCGCUAUGCUUACCUACAGAAAAGAAAGCUCAAGAAACCAGAAGAAAAGUAUGAAUUUCCGAUUACUAGUGCUUGGGAGAUUGGCUGGAAGAUCAAUGAGUACAUUCCUGCAAUCAAGAACGAACAGUUCGGUCGUACUCAUGUUAUACGGGACUCUUUUUAUCGACCUAAUGGCAUUUUCUAUCACUGAUAACUCUUAUCCUGAAAUCGUUGGAUCCCAGAAGCCCUUCAUCGAGGAUCCGGGAUGAAGGAAGACAUUGCUUAAUUACUGAAUAUUUAGAUUUCUAAAAGCCAUUUUGCUUCGCUUUUGUUUACAUGCAUGUUGACGCCGGCUGAACAUAAAGACAAACACCAAAUGAGGUCGUAUUAACACAAAGAAUCCCAACUUUUGCUCAAAACCUUUCCUAUUUUACCAAACCUACUUCAAAUUUACUCAUUUAAAAGUUUAUUACGAAAAAAUCUUUAUCGAAGGAAAACCUAAAGAUAAAAUUUAUAUGGUAAUGAAUGAUUUUUAUAAAAAAAUAACAAAAACAUUUUAUGUUGGUUGCUAUGGAAAUAACUUGAUUUAUUGAUUAGUAAAAAUCGAAUAAAUAAAGAUUUUUUAAAAAUUGAAGUGCAGAUGUCAAAUAUAGUGUAUAUACGCUUAAACAAAACCUAAAGAUUAAUUUUUUAGUAUGGGAAAUUUGGUACUUUCUUACUGAAAAUUUGGUAUAUAGUUCCCAAAGCUAAAUGCAAGUUGGUAGUGGGCACAAGUAUUGGUAGGGGGGAGGGGGGGGGGGGAGAAGAUUAACCCUGGAACAGGACUAUUCUACAGAACACUUUGGAAGAAUUACCUAUUGAAGAGACACUAACAGAAAUGAGGUCAAAUUUUUGAGCCCUUUCUUCUCCACUAUGCUAGAGUCUUCAUGUAUGGUCUAAGAGCUGCUCCAAGUUUUCCUCAUUGACACGACACAAGCUGCAAAGUUUAACUACAUAAAUUACCAGAAAUCUAUGGAAGACAUUGAAUCAUCAUUAUCCUUUAU